UGGCUGUUGAUUAUGUGCUUGAUAUUAUUGCCAAGGUAUCUUUUUGUAUUUUUCUGCCGGGGAUGGGCCAGAUUAGGAAGGGCGGUACAACGGUGGGACUUGGCGUUGGUGUUUUGGAACAUCAAAGAUGGACAGGGUUUUCGCGGAGGUCGCUCCUCAGAUAUCUCCACAACUACAGAUCAGGGAUCUUCCAAAAUCAAGAAGAUUGGUGCAUAUGGCUAGGUCUCUUCACCUUACAAUUUGUAUGGCACUUUGGCCCGGGGUUGUGGUGUGGUAGGGGAGAACGGGGGAUACUCCCACACAGGAGUUUUGAACAACGUCCGGUUCACGUUUGGCUGGAUAACUCCACCACCACACAGGGUAUGCGGUCGGCGAUGGGGUCAGAAUGCUCGUAUGAUCGAGGGCUUUUCGAUGGAUCUAUCGGCGGGUUCUUAUUCGAAAAAUCGAGCGAGUUCAUGGUGGAGCGGUCGAUUGUCACUGUGGUUUUUAUAGUGUAA
Blastomyces dermatitidis ER-3 is the source of this 497-nucleotide messenger RNA. RefSeq lists its product as uncharacterized. NCBI's taxonomy places the organism in Eukaryota, Fungi, Ascomycota, Eurotiomycetes, Onygenales, Ajellomycetaceae. The transcript has a single exon. The coding region runs from base 63 to 497 and encodes 144 amino acids. The record is from RefSeq and is a predicted model, not a curated record.